AUGGUAUACAUAGAGGAGAGGUUGGGGAAUAAAUCAGAUAGAUGUGCUGAAUCAGUCGUGAAUUCCAGCACAAUUGCGACCAUUGUGACUUCGCUGUCUGGGUCACCUGCUACAGUGGGCAUAGUCCGUUUAUCAUGCCCGUCUGCAGUAUCUAUUAUCGGGCGUGUGUUUCGAUCGGCUUCUAAAGAGAAGAGAAGGGAUGACCGGAGGCCGACCAGCCAUGUUGUGGAGUAUGUUGAAGAACAGCGCCCCCCCAGUGGGCACACCAUUACACCUGCUGUUGCCAUUCGAGCCCCUCCAAAACCCUCUGCGGCCUCCCCACUUCUUGUGCGUCAUCAAUAUGGUAUUACAAGUCUGCUGCUGUUAUUAUGGGCCAUAUGUGUAGUUUAA
Molecule: messenger RNA, 390 nt
Organism: Fraxinus pennsylvanica
Lineage: Eukaryota; Viridiplantae; Streptophyta; Magnoliopsida; Lamiales; Oleaceae
Source: the annotation of a GenBank genome assembly